AUGGCGGCUAACGAUUCCUUGAUUACAGCUCGUGUCAUAGGAGAGGUCUUGGAUCCCUUCAACACCACAGUUGAUCUGAUGGUUCUAUUUAAUGGUGCUCCUAUUGUCAGUGGCAUGGAGUUGCGCUCUCCAGCGGUGUCUGAUAGGCCGAUGGUCGAGAUUGGAGGGGAUGAUUAUCGAGUUGCAUAUACCCUGGUGAUGGUCGAUCCUGAUGCUCCAAACCCAAGCAACCCAACAUUGAGGGAGUACCUGCACUGGAUGGUGACUGACAUUCCAGCAUCAACUGACAAUACAUAUGGCCGUGAGCUGAUGUGCUACGAGCCCCCUGCCCCGGCGACGGGCAUCCACCGCAUGGUGCUGGUGCUAUUCCGGCAGCUCGGUCGGGAGACGGUGUUCGCGCCGUCGAGGCGACACAACUUCAACACCCGUGGCUUCGCCCGGCGCUACAACCUCGGCGCGCCCGUCGCCGCCAUGUUCUUCAACUGCCAGCGCCAGACGGGCUCCGGCGGCCCGAGGUUCACCGGAGCCUACACCAGCCGCCGUCGUGCCGGCUGA
Molecule: messenger RNA, 555 nt
Organism: Setaria italica (foxtail millet)
Lineage: Eukaryota; Viridiplantae; Streptophyta; Magnoliopsida; Poales; Poaceae
Product: protein FLOWERING LOCUS T
Exons: 4
Coding region: 1-555 (184 amino acids)
Source: RefSeq, a predicted model, not a curated record